Liolophura sinensis is the source of this 2876-nucleotide messenger RNA. RefSeq names its product frizzled-4-like. NCBI's taxonomy places the organism in Eukaryota, Metazoa, Mollusca, Polyplacophora, Chitonida, Chitonidae. The transcript has a single exon. Gene Ontology annotation, cellular component: plasma membrane. The record is from RefSeq and is a predicted model, not a curated record. Gene Ontology annotation, molecular function: Wnt receptor activity; Wnt-protein binding. The coding region runs from base 234 to 1940 and encodes 568 amino acids. Gene Ontology annotation, biological process: canonical Wnt signaling pathway; non-canonical Wnt signaling pathway.
UGAUCUUAGGGGCUUCGGAAUCUGUGUCAGAGAAGUUCGCUAAGGCUUCGGCUACUACCCUCUUUCCCUGCCAUGAUCUGAGCCGAUAUUAGAGGUCUAUAGCCAGUUACAAUGCGACUGUGGCCUCUCGUCUGCGGUCUACUUGGUGUAAAGGACUGUCGGUUUAACGGCUAAGUCGAUUCACGUUGUCGGCCCGAAGUACGCCGAGCUGCUCGGCUGACGGAGACUUCCCCAUGGCCCGUACAGCUAUGCCGGGCACAUGGCUGCUGUUGACUUGUGUAGUAGCAAGUUACAACGCCAUGGUAGCCACGGGAGAAGUUGUCCGAAAAUGCGACCCCAUACGGAUAGAGAUGUGUCGCGGAUUGGGCUACAAUGUGACUGGCAUGCCCAAUUUGGUGGGGCACGACUUGCAACAGGACGCUGAGUUGAAGCUGCAGACUUUCACGCCACUUAUCCAGUACGGCUGCUCAGUACAACUCAAGUUUUUCCUCUGCUCCGUCUAUGUUCCAAUGUGUACAGAAAAAGUUUUGGAUCCCAUCGGGCCGUGUAGGCCCAUGUGUGAGAACGUCCAGAGACGGUGCCAGCCGGUACUGCAUGAGUUCGGCUUCCCCUGGCCCACGGAUCUUAACUGCACCAAGUUCCCACCGAAGAACGACCAAAAUCACAUGUGCAUGGACGGUCCGCUACCUGACAAGGAUCAGCCUGACUCGGCGGGCCCAACCCGAGCCACGACGCGGAGACCUCACCAUCGCACCGUGCCUCUGCCUUCCUCGCCGAAGAGACGGGACUGUUCGCAAUAUCGCCACCCUAAAAAAUACGUGUACGUGAACCAAAGCGAGCGAUGUGCCCUCAAAUGCGAUGAAAACGAUGCCUUUAGUCAGGACGAUAAAUAUUUUGCCGAGGUUUGGAUGUCUAUUUGGGCUGGUUUCUGUUUUGUGUCCACGUUGUUUACCGUACUCACUUUCCUGAUAGACUCGCAGAGAUUCCGUUACCCGGAGAGGCCUAUUAUCUUCCUGUCCGUCUGCUACAACCUCUACAGCAUCGCCUUCAUCGUCAGGAGAAUAGCGGGGAGACAGGCGAUUUCGUGUGAUACCAUAUCAGACGGCACAAACCUACAGCGCAUUCUCAUCCAGGAGGGUUUGGAGAACACAGACUGUGCUAUCGUGUUUUUGUUAUUGUAUUACUUCGGCACGGCCAGUUCGAUUUGGUGGGUGAUCCUUACAUUGACUUGGUUCCUCUCCGCGGGGCUCAAGUGGGGGCACGAAGCUAUUCAGUUACACAGCAGUUAUUUUCACCUGGCUGCCUGGGCUAUACCCGCUAUUAAGACCAUCGUUAUAUUGGUUAUGAGAGACGUAGAUGCGGAUGAAAUUACCGGACUGUGCUAUGUGGGUAACCAAAACACUGACACCUUAAUGGGCUUCGCUAUUGCCCCAUUUAUAGUCUACUUACUUUUCGGGACAUCGUUUCUAAUAGCCGGUUUCACGGCUCUGUUCCGAAUUCGAAACCAGGUAAAAAGCGAUGGGGUUAAAACGGACAAACUAGAAGUAUUGAUGGUGCGAAUAGGUAUUUUCUCUGUGCUCUAUACGGUGCCGGCCACGUGUGUGAUUGCGUGUCAGUUGUACGAGUAUACGAGUCGGGACAGUUGGUACAUAGGCAACUCUACCAACAAACCCAACAUUGAGAUUUUCAUGUUAAAACUGUUCAUGUCGCUGGUGGUUGGUAUUACCAGUGGGAUGUGGAUCUGGUCGGCUAAGACUGUGAAUUCGUGGAAAACAUUCGGACAAAAGUUGAGACUGGGUAGGAGAGACGGGAAAGGAGGCGACUACAGCCUCCCGGCCACAACACAACAGUAUCACAGCACAACGCAACCUCUGGUAGCCAGGCCGGGCAGGCCCGAAAAAUCGAAACGCUGUAAAAAUGACAAUGCUACGGUCGUGUGAGGUGAAAUUGCUGGCUAGCAAAAUGUGAAUUUUACUACGAGCCUCAGUAAUAACAUCCACUGCUGGUUACAUGCUUGCCCCAUAAUCGUCAGCGAGGGUGCCAUAAAACACCCCACCCCACCCUCUCGUCCCGGGUCCCGCUACGACCUGGGAGCGCACGGGUCUGAAGUGGCUUACUACACUAAAACUACGACUGACAGUUGAAGCAGAAACCGCGCGGAAGAUGCAAAGCUCAAGAGCAAAACGAAUUCAUACAUCAUCCUUAUCGUUGGCAGGUCUCGGAGGCAGGCAGAGUACAUUGCUGGUUCCCGGCCCGCAAUCCAGCCGGCCCGUACAGUUCAAGGUAGAAAGCACCAGAGAGAAAGACAAAUGAAAAGAUACACAAUAAUUUAUUGGGCUGGAAGAAAUUGAGAUCGCUCGAAAUGACAAUCAACAAAAAGAAAGAGAGAGGGGAAGAGAGGACGCUCUUGCUUUGCAGAUAAAGCAAACAUUCCCUGUAGAGUGAUGCGUGAAGGCAUAUACAUAAACUGAUAAACGGCAAGCAAGUCCAGUGCGCGGCUAAUUAUAGUGCUCCUUUUUUACAGCUCAGUUGUUACAAUAAUUCAGUUCUAUCCCGAUAAAUCGUGUUUUUGCGAAAACCUCAUAAAACCUCUGUACACUUCAAAGCCGUGGAAACGAACUGUGUUGCUUUCCGAAGAAUUAGAAGAAAACAUGAUUUUUAUUUUUGUCUCUGCGAGCUGCCGAGUGUUCACUGUGUGUUGAGUGGAGAAUGAUGAUAUUCCUGACUUGUCCAUUGCAUCGUGUAUUGCAUCAAAACUAUCGACGACAAGCCCUUGAUGACACGAAUCCACACCUUGACGUGGACAGGUGUCGAAACGUACAUGUACUCCUGAAAAAUUCCACGGCUGUCGUCCAGUGUUAAUUAUGUAUGUGUAU